AUGGCACCUCCACGAAGACGUGCUCGUCGUGUACCUGGAAUGGCAUCACCGGCUCCCGCUGGCGCUGUCCAAGGACAGGCUUCAGUCAACAAAGGCAAAAGGCGAGCUUUGCUACUUGGGGAGAAGGAAGCCGGCCCAUUGACGAAGAAGAAGAAGAGAAUAACGAGGAAAACAACGGUUACGGCUUCUCAACGUGAACCUUUGACAGGGGAAGCUCUCAUGGCCGAUCUGAGUACCGAUUAUACCGGAAGGCUGCGCUCUCGCCCUCGGAAGGCUCCCAGAAGACAGGAAUGGGGAAUGUCGGAGACUCCUAUCACUGAUCGAGAGCAAGCACCGAUUGGCUGGAAUCCAAAUGAGCCUGACCUGAAGGACGAUGACUUGGAUACUCAGAUCAAAAGGUGCCGGGUGCGAAUCCUAGACAAUAUCAUGCCUCAUGUCUACGAACAUAAACUGAGAGGUUUACUAGACAAAAAGAGGGAACGCGAUGCAAGAAUGGCGAAUGAGCCUGGAUUGAGUUGGCCCGUGGUGCAGCGCCUAAAAACUCUCCAUGGUAUCUUGAACUGGCUUGAGAAAGAAAAGGACGACUACAGAAUGAUUGAUACGGUGGAAGCCAUCAUAGAACAAUACCGAGCAGGCGAAUUAUCCUGGACUCCGGGCCUUGUUACCUACUGGUAUCUUGGAACUAGGCUCUGCGAGCCACGUCCGUUCCACUGGGAUGAAUUUGCAUUUGUGCAUGACAGGUGCAAAGCACAUUCAGGGUUCUGGGUUGAAGGUUUACCGAUUUCGAUUCGGUGUCCAGUACCUGCAGAAGAAGGAGAGGCUACGCCCUUGGAGCUGGAGUUCAUUGACGACACGGGUGCUGAUAACUUUGCCAUGUGGUCCAGUGAUGUCUCUGAUCUUAUAGCCCAGGGACCUGGGGCUGGAUAUCCUAUGCCCCGCGCCCUAGGUGUUGCGGAGUCCACCUUGGCAGAUGGGAGUGAUGAGUACACCAUAAUUAGGGAGUUCGAAAUCAACAUGUGGAGCGUUACUGACAACGCAUGGAUGUUGGAUGAUUGGGAUAAGGUCCCAAUUUGCAUCAGGAAAGGAACAGCAGAUUUCGCUCAUACGCGUUUAUGUGGUAGCUGGCUUCGGAACAGAUUUUAUACUACAACUAUUCCCGACCACACAUAUUACCUGUCAAUCUAUGACUACAACCCCGCGGCUCCCCCACCAGGAGCGUUCUCUAUCGCUACCGCUGACCCAGCGCUCAGGAAUGUGCCAUUCCCACCCGCAAUCGGUUUGAGACCCCUUUCCAACUUCAGGCUUGAUCUCUCUUUGCCAGAAGCAGUUCUAUCCCGAUCCCCAUCUCCAACCUCGCCCGGUCCCUGA
Messenger RNA from Penicillium paradoxum, 1368 nucleotides. RefSeq lists its product as uncharacterized. The record is from RefSeq and is a predicted model, not a curated record. Bases 1 to 1368 code for a protein of 455 amino acids. Lineage: Eukaryota; Fungi; Ascomycota; Eurotiomycetes; Eurotiales; Aspergillaceae. The transcript has 4 exons.